Micromonas pusilla CCMP1545 is the source of this 5964-nucleotide messenger RNA. RefSeq names its product pyruvate kinase (gene PYK). The transcript has 2 exons. NCBI's taxonomy places the organism in Eukaryota, Viridiplantae, Chlorophyta, Mamiellophyceae, Mamiellales, Mamiellaceae. Gene Ontology annotation, biological process: glycolytic process. The coding region runs from base 1 to 5964 and encodes 1987 amino acids. Gene Ontology annotation, molecular function: potassium ion binding; pyruvate kinase activity; magnesium ion binding. The record is from RefSeq and is a predicted model, not a curated record. Gene Ontology annotation, cellular component: cytoplasm.
AUGGGCGCGGCGACAUCCACGACCGAGGGCGCGGCGCUCGCGGCGUCCGCGCCCGCGGCGCAGCGGCCGACGUUCGUGGACGCCCCCGCGACGACGACGGAGGAGGCGGGAUCCGAAAACGGCGCGUCGCGAAUUCUGUGGACGCCGGAAUACCACCCGGAGUCCAUCGUCCCUCCCACGAGCGGCGUCGGCCAGGGCACGCUCACGGUCCGCCAGACCGCGAUCUCGACCGCGAUGAUCAUGGAGGACCAGCCGAUGACCCGCAAGACGAACAUCGUCUGCACGAUGGGACCGAAGUGCUGGGACGAGGAGACGCUCGGGAAGCUCAUCGACGCGGGCAUGGGCGUCGCGCGGUUCAACUUCUCGCACGGCGACCACGCCGCGCAUCAGGAGGUGCUCGACCGCGUGCGCAAGGUUGUGAAGGAGAAGGGCGCGAACGUCGCGGUGCUCUUGGACACGAAAGGCCCGGAGAUUCGCACAGCGAUGCUGAAAGACCACGAGCCGAUCGAGCUCGAGGCUGGCCAGCCCAUCAUCGUCUACGCCGCCGGCCCGGAGGAGUACCUCACGUACGAAGGGUACAAGAACGAGACGGAGACGAAGAUCGGGUGCUCGUACGCCAAGCUGUGCGAGAGCUUGAAGCCCGGGAACAAGAUGCUGUUCGCGGACGGCUCGCUCGUGAUCGAGGUGACCGAGAUUCUCGACGAGAGGAACCUCAAGGGGAAGGUUCUCAACAACAAGAAGCUCGGCGAGCGCAAGAACGGGAACCUCCCGGGCGUCAAGGUUGAUCUCGACGUCCUGCAACCGAAGGACGUCGACGACAUCAAGAACUUCUGCUGCGUGAACAAGAUGGACUACGUCGCGGUUUCCUUCGUGCAAACCGGCGAGGACGUCAAGUACGUGCGAGAGAUUCUGGACGAGAACGGCGGCGAGAACGUCCAGAUCAUCUGCAAGAUCGAGAACGAAGAGGGCAUGCGCAACUUCGACGACAUCCUGAAGUACACCGACGGCAUCAUGGUCGCGAGAGGCGACCUCGGCAUGGAGAUCCCCUCCGAGAAGGUGCCGCUCGCGCAGAAGAUGAUGAUCACGAAGUGUAACAUCGCGGGCAAGUUCGUCAUCUGCGCGACGCAGAUGCUCGAGUCCAUGUGCGAGAACCCGCUCCCGACGAGAGCGGAGAUGACCGACGUCGCAAACGCGGUGUUCGACGGCGCGGACGCGACGAUGCUCUCGGGCGAGACCGCGAACGGCGCGUUCCCGGACAAGGCUGUCGAGACGAUGGCGGCGAUCGUCAAGAAUGCCGAACUCGGCAUCGAUUACUGGGCGCAGUACAACUUCCUCUCCCGCAUGAACGCCGGGGCCGGGCGCAUCUCAUCCCUGGAAGCCUCCAUCGCGUCAGUCGCGAAAACCUCCGUGGAGUACUCCGCGGACGCGAACGGCGACGGCGUCAUCUCCGCCGAGGAGGGCACCGACAUCAUCGUCAUCACCGAGGACGGCGUCGCGUCGGAUCUACUCUCGAAGUACCGCCCGCCGUGCCCGAUCUUCGUCGUGACGAACAACCCGUACGUCGCGCAUCGCACGCAGACGCGCUGGUCGCAGUUCGCGUGCCUCGUCGAGGGCGAGCUCACGCUCGAGGUGGCCGCGAAAGCCGCGAGCGACGUCGCGCACGCGCGGUACAUCCCGUUCGACGACCGAAGAAUCCUCAUGGUGACGUCCCCGGAGCACGGCCCGGUGAAGACGCACGCCAUCUCGCACACGGUGACGAUCCACGAGGGUAUCGCGUCCAACUCGAAGACUGAUCCGCUGCCGACGUCGUACGUGGACCCGGGGAACCUUCACAUGACCAUCUCGCAGCGCGCGUCGGACAUCUCCCUCGAUCAAAUUUUGAAGCCGAACAAGGGGUACCGCAAGACGAACAUCGUGUGCACGAUGGGCCCGAAGUGCUGGUCCCUGGACGGCAUGCGCGAGCUCCUGCGCGCGGGCAUGGGCGUCGCGCGUUUCAACUUCUCGCACGGCGACCACGCCGCGCAUCAGGAGGUGUUGGACCGGUUCCACGAGGCGUGCGCGCUCGAGGGCGCGGCGAUGAAAGAGAGGCUCCAUAUCGACUUCACCCCGAACUGGGCGUGCCUUUUGGACACGAAAGGCCCGGAGAUUCGCACCGCGAUGCUGAAAGACCACGAGCCGAUCGUUCUCGAGGCUGGCCAGCCCAUCACCGUCGAGGCCGUCGGGGACAAGUACACCGAGUUCGAGGGGUACAAGACGGACGAGGAGACGCGCAUCGGGCUGUCUUACGCGCGGCUGUGCCAGAGCGUCAAGCCCGGGGGAACGAUUCUCAUCGCGGACGGCUCUAUCUCUAUUCGCGUCGACUCCAUCGAGUCCGACACCGUGCUCAAGGGCACGGUGAUGAACACGAAGAAGCUCGGCGAGCGCAAAAACUGCAACCUCCCCGGCGUCAAGGUGGACAUCCCGGUGCUCACGGCGAAGGACAUCGACGACGUGCAGAACUUCUGCUGCAAGAACAAGAUGGACUUCGUCGCGGUUUCCUUCGUGCAAACCGGCGAGGACGUGCAGUUCGUUCGUAAGACGCUGGACGACGCCGGUGGGCAACACGUUCGCAUCAUCUGCAAGAUUGAGAACGAAGAGGGCAUGCGCAACUUCGACGACAUCCUGAAGUACACCGACGGCGUGAUGGUCGCGCGCGGCGACCUCGGCAUGGAGAUCCCGUCCGAGAAGGUCUGCCUCGCGCAGAAGUUGAUGAUGACUAAGUGUAACAUCGCGGGCAAGUUCGUCAUCUGCGCGACGCAGAUGCUCGAGUCCAUGUGCGAUAACCCCUUGCCGACGAGAGCGGAGAUGCUCGACGUCGCGAACGCGGUGUUUGACGGCGCGGACGCGACGAUGCUCUCGGGAGAGACCGCGAACGGCGCGUUCCCGGACAAGGCUGUCGCGACGAUGGCGGCGAUCGUCCGCAACGCCGAGGAAGGCCUCGAAGGCGACACGACGUGGUCCAACGUCUGGAACAACACCCCAAAGCCGGUCACCCCCCUCGAGGCCGUCGCGUCCUCCGCGGUGAACAAAGAGAAGGGCACGAACUGCGGCGUGCUUCUCGACACGAAAGGCCCAGAGAUUCGCACCGCGAUGCUGAAAGACCACGAGCCGAUCGAGCUCGAGGCCGGGCAGGACAUCAUCGUCUACGCCGCCGGCCCGGAGGAGUACCUCACGUACGAGGGGUACAAGAACGAGACGGAGACGAAGAUCGGGUGCUCGUACGCCAAGCUGUGCGAGAGUGUGCACCCAGGAAAUAAGCUACUUUUCGCGGACGGCUCCGUCGUGAUCGAGGUGACCGAGAUUCUCGACGAGAGGAACCUCAAGGGGAAGGUUCUCAACAACAAGAAGCUCGGCGAGCGCAAGAACGGGAACCUCCCCGGCGUCAAGGUCGAUCUCGACGUCCUGCAACCGAAGGACGUCGACGACAUCAAGAACUUCUGCUGCAAGAACAAGAUGGACUACGUCGCGGUUUCCUUCGUGCAAACCGGCGAGGACGUCAAGUACGUUCGCUCCAUCCUCGACGAGAACGGCGGCGAGAACGUCCAGAUCAUCUGCAAGAUCGAGAACGAAGAGGGCAUGCGCAACUUCGACGACAUCCUGAAGUACACCGACGGCAUCAUGGUCGCGAGAGGCGACCUCGGCAUGGAGAUCCCCUCCGAGAAGGUUGCCCUCGCGCAGAAGAUGAUGAUCACGAAGUGUAACAUCGCGGGCAAGUUCGUCAUCUGCGCGACGCAGAUGCUCGAGUCCAUGUGCGAGAACCCGCUUCCCACGCGCGGUGAGAUGACCGACGUCGCGAACGCGGUGUUCGACGGCGCGGACGCGACGAUGCUCUCGGGCGAGACCGCGAACGGCGCGUUCCCGGACAAGGCUGUCGCGACGAUGGCGGCGAUCGUCCGCAACGCGGAGGAAGGCGUCAACAGAACCCAAGUCUGGAACUUCAUCCGCGACUUCACCCCCGCGCCGGUGUCCUCCAUCGAAGCCGUAACGUCCUGCGCCGCGAAAGUGUGCAUCGACAUCCCGGAGAUCUCCUGCAUCGUGUGCUUCUCGCGAGGCGGGUUCCGAGGCAACCUCGUGUCAAAGUACCGUCCGGCUGUGCCCAUCGUCGUCGUGACGUCCUCCGCGGCGUCCGCUGUGCACACGAACGCGGAGUACGGUCAGUACGCGUACCUCAUCUCCGAGCCCGGGACGCCGGAGACGGAGAGCGGCAUCCUCGCGGACGCGCUGAAGUUUGCCGUGGACGAGGGCCUCGCCAAGCCGGGGACGCCGGUCGCCGUCAUCAGCGGCACCUCGGCGCGGGAUAAGCGAACGAUUCCAAAGUUUGGUCUCACGCGCGCGCCGGGGGUAUACGUCCCGCCGGUCAUCGGCCGCGUGUCCGAGACGAAGACGACGUCGCUUCGCGCGACCGCGGUGUCUCUGGACGAGAUCCUGUCCCCGGUGCACCCGGUGCGGAAGACGAAGAUCGUGUGCACGAUGGGGCCGCAGUGCUGGGGCGAGGAGACCGUCGCGAAAUUGUUGGACGCCGGGAUGACGACGGCGCGGUUCAACUUUUCGCACGGCGACCACGCCGGGCAUCAGGAGGUGCUCGACCGCGUGCGCAAGGUUGUAGAGGAGAAGGGCGCGACGUGCGCGAUGCUUCUGGACACGAAAGGCCCGGAGAUUCGCACCGCGAUGCUGAAAGACCACGAGCCGAUCGUUCUCGAGGCUGGCCAGCCCAUCACCGUCGAGGCCGUCGGGGACAAGUACACCGAGUUCGAGGGGUACAAGACGGACGAGGAGACGCGCAUCGGGCUGUCUUACGCGCGGCUGUGCCAGAGCGUGCACGCUGGAAACACGAUCCUCAUCGCGGACGGCUCUAUCUCUAUUCGCGUCGACUCCAUCGAGUCCGACACCGUGCUCAAGGGCACGGUGAUGAACACGAAGAAGCUCGGCGAGCGCAAAAACUGCAACCUCCCCGGCGUCAAGGUGGACAUCCCGGUGCUCACGGCGAAGGACAUCGACGACGUGCAGAACUUCUGCUGCAAGAACAAGAUGGACUACAUCGCCGCGUCGUUCGUGCAAACCGGCGAGGACGUGCAGCUCAUUCGCAAGACGCUGGACGACGCCGGUGGGCAACACGUCCAGAUCAUCUGCAAGAUUGAAAACGAAGAAGGUCUCGCGAACAUCGACGACAUCCUGACGUACACCGACGGCAUCAUGGUCGCGCGCGGCGACCUCGGCAUGGAGAUCCCGUCCGAGAAGGUUGCCCUCGCGCAGAAGAUGCUCAUCACGAAAGCGAACGUCGCCGGGCGGUUCGUCAUCUGCGCGACGCAGAUGCUCGAGUCCAUGUGCACGAACCCGCUCCCGACGAGAGCGGAGAUGACCGACGUCGCAAACGCGGUGUUCGACGGCGCGGACGCGACGAUGCUCUCGGGCGAGACCGCGAACGGCGCGUUCCCGGACAAGGCUGUCGAGACGAUGGCGGCGAUCACCGCGAACGCGGAGCUCGCGAAGACGACGCGCGCGACGGUGUCGUUCCUUCGCGACUUCACGAAGCGCCCGUUUACGACGAUGGAAUCCGCGGCGUCCGACGCCUCCGCCGGGGCGAUCGACGCGCGCGCGGAGCUCAUCAUCGUCGUCUCCGCCGGCGGCGUCGCGUCUCGGGCGAUCAGCAAGUACCAGCCCCCGGUCCCGGUGCUCGUCGUGACCGCGGACGCGGCGGUCGCGCGACAGACGGGCGCGAAGUACGCGCAGUAUCCGAUGCUCGUCGAGGAUUUAUCCGCGGAGCAGUGGACCGCGGGACGGGACUCGAUCGCGGCGAAAAAAGCGCGGGAGAUGGGGUUGAUGUCCGGGAAGUGGAACCUGGAGGAAGGCACGGGGAACAUCGUCGUCGUGUGCGGGCCGGACGGCGGCGACGCGGACGAGACCCCGGUCGUGCAGUUCUACUGA